AUGAAAAAGAAACUGCAGGAGGAACCCUCGGAGUGGCUAGACCCUCAAGAUGAGGCCUUCUACAACCAAAGAAUGGGGCUGCUGCAGCAGCAGUACCAACAGGAGCUGCAGCGGCAGGCAGCAACUUCCCAGCAGCAGCAGCAGCAGCAGCAGCAGCAGCAGCAGCAGCCGCAGCAGCAACACCAGCAGCAAGGUGGCCCCCAGCCCCAAGAGGGGCAACCGUGCAGCGUAGCCCAGCAGCAGCAGCAGCAGCAGCAGCAGCAGCAGUGGCAGCAACAGCCUCCACAGUGGCCGCAGCAGCCGCAGCAACAGCAGCAGGAGCCGCAGCAACAACAGUGGGAGCAGCAGCAGCAACAACCGCAGUGGCAGCAGCAGCAGCAACCGCAGUGGCAGCACCAACAGCCGCAGCAACAGCAGUGGCAGCAACAGCAGCAACCGCAGUGGCAGCAGCAGCAGCAACAACCGCAGUGGCAGCAGCCGCAGCAGCAGUGGCAGCAGCAGCCACAAUGGCCGCAGCAGCAGUGGCAACAGCAACAGCCACAGCAGCAGUGGCAACAGCAGCAGCCACAGCAGCAGUGGCAACAGCAACAGCAGCAACCGCAGCAACCGCAGUGGCAACAGCAGCAGCAGCAACCGCAGUGGCAACAGCCGCAGCAGCAACCGCAGUGGCAACAGCAGCAGCAGCAACCGCAGUGGCAGCAGCAGCAGCCACAGCAGCAGUGGCAGCAGCAGCAGCCACAGCAACAGUGGCAGCAGUUCCCACAGUCUCAGUGGCAGCAGCUGCAGCAGCCACAGCAGCAGUGGCAGCAGCAGCCGCAGUGGCAGCCGCAGCAACCACAGCAGCAGUGGCAGCCGCAGCAGCCACAGCAGCAGUGGCAGCAGCAGCAGCCUUGGCAACAGCCUCAGCAGUGGCAGCAGCAGCCACAGCAGCAGUGGCAGCCGCAGCAGCAGAGCAGCAGCAGCACAUGGGGAACCCAGCAAGCCUACCAGCA
Messenger RNA from Eimeria necatrix, 992 nucleotides. RefSeq lists its product as hypothetical. The record is from RefSeq and is a predicted model, not a curated record. The annotation marks the transcript as partial. NCBI's taxonomy places the organism in Eukaryota, Apicomplexa, Conoidasida, Eucoccidiorida, Eimeriidae. The transcript is spliced from 2 exons.